Messenger RNA from Ficedula albicollis (Collared flycatcher), 3508 nucleotides. It is a transcript of the gene SAMHD1, whose product is annotated as SAM domain and HD domain 1. Gene Ontology annotation, cellular component: nucleus. The record is from RefSeq and is a predicted model, not a curated record. Gene Ontology annotation, molecular function: dGTPase activity. Gene Ontology annotation, biological process: defense response to virus; dGTP catabolic process; regulation of innate immune response. Lineage: Eukaryota; Metazoa; Chordata; Aves; Passeriformes; Muscicapidae.
GGGGGUCACCGGGAGGAUGCUGCUGGCCCUGCCGGCCUGCGCCCCCGAGCUCAUCCGCGUCUGUUGCUGCUGCUCCAGCUCCAGGAACGACAGCGGCCCCAAUGUUUGACGGAGCGGGAGGUGCUGCUCAGGAGAGGCCGAGUGCCACCCUUCUCCCUGGGAGAGAUCCGGGGCAUUGACAGCUGCCCAUCUGAGAGACUGGAAGUACUGGCGUGCCUGAGACAGCCACGACAGCAGCACAUGGAGGUGAUGAAGGUUUUUAAUGAUCCUAUCCAUGGGCACAUUGAAUUUCAUCCCCUGCUGAUUCGGAUCAUUGACACCCCCCAAUUCCAGCGCCUCCGGUACAUCAAGCAGCUGGGUGGCACCUACUUUGUUUUUCCAGGAGCCUCUCACAACCGCUUUGAACACUCCCUAGGGGUUGGCCACCUUGCAGGAUGUCUGGUUCGUACACUGAAGGACAGACAGCCAGACCUGGGUAUAACCCAGCGAGACAUCCUCUGUGUAGAAAUUGCUGGGCUUUGUCACGAUUUAGGUCAUGGGCCAUUUUCACAUAUGUUUGAUGGAAGAUUUAUUCCACUCACUCGUCCAGAUUUGAAGUGGAAGCAUGAAACUGCUUCUGUUCAAAUGUUUGAGCAUUUGAUCACUUCCAAUAAACUAGAAGAAGUCAUGAGGUCGUAUGGUCUUGUCCUGGAAGAAGAUAUGUUGUUCAUCAAGGAACAAAUAGGAGGGCCUAUAGAUGAAACUGCCUGUGUGAAAUCGUGGCCCUACCGUGGUCGACCAAAGGAGAAAAGUUUCCUCUAUGAGAUUGUAGCUAAUAAAAAAAAUGGCAUUGAUGUUGACAAGUGGGAUUAUUUUGCAAGGGAUUGCCAUCACCUGGGAAUCUCAAAUAAUUUUGACUAUAAGCGAUUGCUUGUCUUCACUCGGGUCUGUGAAGUGGAAAACCAGAAGCACAUCUGUACCCGUGACAAGGAAGUUGGGAAUUUGUACGAGAUGUUCCACACCCGGAAUUGCCUGCACCGGAGAGCAUACCAGCAUAAGACUGGCAACAUCAUUGAAAUAAUGAUAACAGAAGCCUUUCAGAAAGCAGACAGAUUUUUUGAAAUAAAAGGCUCUGGAGGAAAAGUGUAUCGGAUUUCUACAGCAAUGGAAGACAUGGAAGCCUACGCUAAACUAACUGACUGUAUCUACCUGGGAAUUCUGCACUCAAGUGAUGAAAAUCUGAAGGAGGCACGAGAAAUUUUGCAUAGAGUGGAACGACGUGAAUUAUACAAAUUUUUAGGAGAGACUCGACCUAAAUCAAAGAAGGAAAUUGUAAAGAGUAAUAGCCUGGCAGAAAGCAUUGCAAAUUCCAAGCCAAAGAAGGACCCUCCAGACGUGGAGCUAAAGGCUGAGAAUUUCAUAGUUGAUGUUGUCAGCAUGGAUUAUGGAAUGAAGGAGCAGAAUCCAAUUGAUAAUGUUCACUUCUAUUGCAAGGCUGAUCCUUCCAAGGCAGUCAAAAUCACUCAAGAACAGGUUUCAAGCCUUUUACCCAGAACAUUUAUGGAGCAAGUUGUCCGGGUUUAUUACAAAAGUCAGGAUCCACUUAUUAUUUCAGCUGCAAAACAGUACUUUGUUCAGUGGUGUAUGCAGAAUGAUUUCACCAAACCACAGGAUGGUGAUGUUGUUGCUCCUCAUCUAAUUCCAAUGGAGGAAGCCUGGAAUAACAUGACAUCUGAGCACAGGAGAGCAUCAGAACCCGGCUGCAAACAAAGGCUUUCUUUUGAUGAGUAACAGGUUUCUUUUUGGCACUAUUCAGUCUGCUUCCUCAGAAGAUGAGUAAAUUUGAGCAUCAACUCUUGUAAAAGCUGGUUGGACGGACUGGAGGAAUUCACAGAAAAAUGCAGAAUGCAUUUUGCAGCACAGAAUGUUUUACUGUAGAUACUUAAAGUGCAUAUUCCAGAUGGACUUCUAAAAAACAACGUUACAACAGAGUAAACUCAGUUCUCAUUUAGUUUUGAAUGUAUUGGCACUGUGUAGCAAGAGCAACUUUAAAAAUGGCAAUUCACUGUUUGACAAGAUUUCACUACUCCGUCCAGUCCCGAUGCCUUCCGUAGCUGGGCUAUUGCAUGACUUGGCAGAAAAAAUCCUGACCAGGUUUGAUGGGGUUUUCUUAGUGUCUAAGAAAGAGAGGGAUAAGUAUGCUUCUGAAAAUGCAGUGGGGUAAAGAAGAAAUUGCCAAGGGUAGCAUCUUCAAAAUUAGAAAAAUUAAUUUCAUUAAAAAAAAAAAAAAAAAACGAAGGGAGAGGAGAGUAUUUUGGUAAUCAAGGGUUAUUUUUCUUCUAUUCAAAAAGCUGGUGCAGGUCUCUUGCUACAAGUGACCAUAAUUUUUAUUGAAGUAACAAUGCAUUGCAGUGCCAUGCAGCUUUUUAUUGUCUUUAUUAUGUAUUUUUGAUACAUGGAAUGUUAUCUUUUUUACUGUCUGUCCUGCAAAGACUGCUCAAAAGGCCUGUGGUGUGAGUGGUUGCAGGAAGGCUGAGCUGCCCAGGUGUUUGCCAGGGCUCAGGUGUGCAGAGAGGGCAGUGCCAGCAGGGUUCUGCCCAUCCUGCCCCAGGUGCACCUUGGCUCUGCUUUACACUGCACUGGGCAGAUAAACUCAUCAGGAAUCCCUCCAUUCUUGUAGCCCUGCCCUGUUCUCCUGGAUCUCAUGGCCAUCCCUAUGUCAUUUUUCAUCUUGUAGAUCUGUGAGGGUUCUUACAGUUUUCCUCUGCUGGCAGUACUGGUGUGAGUGUUCUGAAUGUCUGUGCUGUUGAACAAGUCACUGAGGAAGACCAUUUUCCUCCCAUCUUUUACUCAGGUCUAAGAGGAAGGCUGCUGUCAUUAAAUAAAACCUCAAAGCUCGAGAGAGUCUGGACACAAAAAACAUGCAGUAAAAGGUUCAGUAAUGCUCAGGAAUUGGAGCAGUCUAUGGCCUUAUAUCUGGAAUGGGGAGAGGGGUGUUGGGCACAUGGCUCAGGCAGUCAGGUGUGGGUGGCCAGGGUAGUCCUGAAAAAUAACCCAGUGGGAAGGUGCUGUGAGAGAAUCCUGAACUUCUGUCAUGCCUCCUUUGCCCUUUAUAUCCUGGGGACUGAUGCUGCUAGACAGAGGGAGGGAAAAUGAGUAUCCAUGUAUUUCUGCUGCUUAUGGAUCUGUUGUACUCGUGUCUGAAGUGUAACCUCUGGUGUUCCUGUCUAACAGCAUUUCAGGUGAACCAGGUAACUGGUUAGAAGGGCUUGUGACCUCUUUAAAAGCUUUUAAAAAACUUACUAUUCCUCAACAAACAAUAUCUUGGAGCAAAGGCAUUUAAGAUUAAGAAGAUCAAGUAUCGUUUUGAUAUAAUUUUGUUCUCGUUGAUUUGAUUUAUUUUUAAUUUGUUACUAACUGUGCACUUUAUACUUGGGAAAGAUCUUUUGCUUAUGUUAAACCAAAAGUUUAUACUUAAUGUUAAGUUCUGAGAGCAUUUUUUUUUUCAACAUGUUUAUCUGAGCCUCUC